UCUAUCAGACGAGGGAGGUGAGGAAAUCAGAGCGCUUCCUUAGUCCCCCCCUACCACCCUCCACCCCACUUGCUCUCUCUCUCUUUUUCUCUCAACCUCCCUCUCUCUCUAUUUCGUUUGCAUCCGACCGAUCGACCGCCACUUGCAGCCAUUUUACGUAGGACGAACCCAAUCAUGUCGUGAGGCAAGCUUGCUGGUUACCUGGACAGAGCCGGCAACCGUUGGUGGUCGCACGCAGGCGGGCGGACAGGUCCGGUCAAAAUGGUGAAGAGGAAAAGCUUGGACGAUAACGACCCAGAGUGCGGGAAGGGAAUACCGUUCCCAAUCCAGACCUUCUUGUGGAGGCAAACCAGUGCAUUCCUGCGUCCAAAGUUGGGUAAACAGUAUGAAGCAUCCUGCGUGUCUUUUGAGAGGGUGCUGGUGGAGAACAAGCUCCAUGGGUUGUCGCCGGCCCUGUCAGAGGCCAUCCAGAGCAUCUCCCGCUGGGAACUCGUCCAGGCAGCCCUGCCUCAUGUUCUUCACUGCACCUCCAUCCUGCUGUCUAACAGGAACAAGCUGGGCCACCAGGACAAGCUGGGCGUGGCUGAGACAAAACUACUCCACACACUCCACUGGAUGCUGCUAGAUGCUGCCCAAGAAUGCAACCAUGAGCCUAGUCUGAGCCAUGGCUGGUCUGGGGGCAGCAGCAGCAGUGCUUUCCUUCAACCUGUGGGGAAUCAGGGCUCCUCCCCAGGUGCUCCUGGCUCCUGUUCUGGGUCAGGUGGGUCGGGGCCUCAGCACAGCAGUUCCCUUCUGGAGGAAGACGAGCAUGCUCGUACCAAGUUGUUCCACAAAAGCAUGGCCACCGUGGAGCUGUUUGUGUUCCUGUUCGCUCCACUUAUUCACAGGAUAAAGGAGUCAGACCUGACCUUUCGAUUGGCCAGUGGGCUCAUAAUAUGGCAGCCAAUGUGGGAACACCGCCAGCCUGACAUCCCUGCCUUUACUGCACUAAUCAAACCUGUCAGAAACAUUGUGACGGCAAAGAGGAACUCCCCAGUCAACAACCAGUGCAGCCCCUGUGGAUCCGGCAACCCACGUCCCAUGGGCUUCCAGGUGGUUUGUGAAGCCACUCAAUCUGAUUCCUCCUCCCCCGCAUCGGGAGAGCAGAGCUGUCGCCGUGGUAACUCCGUGGAGAAAGGUGGCACGUCUCAACAAGCCCCUCUGGUCAAAGGCCCUUCAAAGAAAAAAAUUUCAGCACCAGCCGGUCUGCCAGCAUCUCUGGCCCAGCAGGCCCGUUAUGCCACCUACUUUGAUGUGGCAGUCCUGCGUUGUCUGCUGCAGCCACACUGGACAGAAGAAGGUGUGCACUGGGCCUUGAUGUAUUAUCUUCACCGCCUGAGGCAGAUCCUGGAGGAGAGACCUGAGCGCCCCCCUGAACCCCUUAUUGCACCUCUACCACGCCCACGCAGCAGCUCCAUGGUGGCUGCACCACCUUCACUGGUCAACACUCACAAAACCCAGGAUAUGAGUCUAAAAUGCAACGAAGAAGGCAAAUCUCUUAGCACAGAGACCUUCGCAAAGGUGUCCCUGACCAACCUCCGGCGGCAGGCAGUGCCUGACCUCUCUUCUGAUCUAGGCAUGAACAUAUUUAAGAAGUUUAAGACUCGUCGAGAGGAUCGAGAGAGGAAGGGCUCCAUUCCCUUCCAUCACACGGGAAAGAAGCGUCAGCGCCGUAUGGGGGUUCCUUUCUUGCUUCAUGAUGACCACCUGGACGUCUCGCCCACUCGUAGCACCUUUUCCUUUGGAAGUUUCUCCGGCCUUGGUGACGAUCGGCGGGCCCUAGACCGGGGGGGCUGGCAGGCUACAAUCAUGGGCAAAUUUACUCGUAGGGGAAGCACAGAUACCGCUGCAGAUGCAGACAGCCUGAGUGCCAAACACUCACAUUCCCACCACUCUCUGCUCCGGGACAUGCCUGACCACUCCAACAGCCACAGUGACAACACCAUCAAAGAGGUUCGAUCUCAGAUCUCCACCAUCACCAUGGCAGCAUUCAACACCACUGUGGCGUCCUUCAACGUGGGCUACGCUGACUUUUUUACAGAACACAUGAAGAAAUUGUGCAACCCCGUAGUGGUGCCUGAGAUCCCUGUUGAACCGCUAGCCUGUACCAACUUGCCACGCAGUCUCACAGACUCGUGCAUCAACUACUCCUGUCUGGAGGAAGGAGAGAACAUUGAGGGCACUAAUAACUUUGUGCUGAAGAAUGGCAUGUUGGACCUCACUGCUGUUCUGCGAGCUUUAUAUGCUGUUCUCAGCCACGACAUCAGCUCAAGGAUUUGUGACGUGGCCCUCAACAUCAUUGACUGCCUUCUGCAGCUGGGUGUGGUGCCUGGCAUGGGCAAAAAGCUGUCCAAGCCUGACAACAAAGAGAACCAGGAGGCCCGAACCAAAGAUACAACUGGCCAGGGCUUUGGAGGUGCUCAGGGAGUUGGGGCAGUUCCAGGUGCGGGAGCAGGUGGUGAGGGAGAUGGAGGUGGAGGGGGAGGAGGCAGCGGGGGAGGCAGUGGGCAAGGCAGCAAAGAUGAUGUGAAGAAUAACAAAGAUAAUGAUAAAAAGGAAGAAGGCUCCAGCCUAAGCACCCACCGCUUGGCCCUGACAAUGCUGAUAAAGAUAGUAAAGUCUUUGGGCUGUGCUUAUGGCUGUGGUGAGGGACACCGUGGACUGUCAGGAGAUCGCCUCAGGAUGCAGGCGCAGAACUGCCUGACCAGCCUGUAUAAGCUGGACAAGCUGCAGUUUCGUCAGACAAUGCGCGAGUAUGUCAACAAAGACUCUCUCAAUAACAUUGUGGACUUCUUGCAUGCACUGCUGGGCUUCUGCAUGGAGCCUAUUACUGACAAGUACGGCAGUGCAGGUGAGAGGUCCAGGAGGGCGAAAAAAAGAAACAUCGACAAGGCGGGCUUUGGGAACAACUUUACCACGGGGGACAACAAGUCUGUGGCCCAGAAUAUGGAGGCUGUGGUGGUGGGUUGCAUGUUCAAGUCUCUCAUCACCCGCUGUGCCUCGACCACACAUGAGCUGCACAGCCCGGAGAACCUUGGUCUGUACUGUGAUAUACGCCAACUGGUCCAGUUUAUUAAGGAGGCCCAUGGAAAUGUGUUCCGCAGGGUGGCACUGAGUGCACUUCUAGACAGUGCCGAGAAGGUCACUGCCACCAAGAAACCCGACGACAAGGAAGAUGGCAAACAACCUGGGCCCAAAAGGUCACAGGCGGGUGUGUCCGGGGACAAGGGUCAGGUGUCCAGUGCUGCAGAUGAGUGUCGCAGCUACAUCUCCAGUAGACCCCCCCAGACCCCCGAACAUGAAGAGCAGAUCCCAGGAGCUCUGCUGGGCAGGAAGGAUUUCUGGAGGAAAAUGUUCAAAUCACAGAGUGCUGCUAGUGACACCAGCAGCCAAUCGGAGCAGGACACUUCAGAGUGCACCACUGCCCACUCGGGAACCACUACUGACCGGCGCUCCCGAUCCCGAUCCCGUCGCAUUUCACUUCGCAAAAAGCUGAAGUUACCUAUAGGUAAUUGGCUGAAACGGUCCUCUCUUUCGGGGCUGACUGAUGGUGUUGAGGACCUACUUGAUAUCAGCUCAGUGGAUCGACUGUCCUUUAUACGACAGAGUUCAAAGGUGAAGUUCACCAGCGCAGUCAAGUUGUCAGAAGGAGGUGCUGUGGGACCAGAAUACGGCAGGGAUGAGGAGGAGAAUUUCUUCAAGCGGCUUGGUAAAUGGAGGUCUGGCAGAAGGAAUCCAUCCAAGCUUCACCACACAGAAGAGAAAGAUGGUCCCCAUAGUUUUCAGGAGCGUCUGGCAGCCAGCCAGGAAGCGAUUAGGAACAAGAAUGUGGUGAAUUUAGGUGCUAUCCGUCAGGGUAUGAAACGUUUCCAGUUCCUUCUUAACUGCUGUGAGCCAGGGACGAUACCUGAUGCUUCCAUCCUUGCUGCCGCUCUGGACCUGGAAGCUCCUGUCGUGGCCAGAGCCUCACUAUUUUUGGAAUGUGCACGAUUUGUCCAUCGCUGUAACCGUGGCAACUGGCCAGAAUGGAUGAAGGGCCAUCAUGUCAAUAUCACCAAGAAAGGAUUGUCAAGGGGGCGAUCACCUAUUGUAGGCAACAAAAGAAACCAGAAACUCCAGUGGAAUGCUGCAAAACAUUUCUGCCAGUGGGGAGAUGCCAUUGGCACAAGGCUUAGUGAACUCUGUCACUCAGACAGUGAGAGCCCUGCAAACAUCCUGGGUUACAUUUAUGAUGAAGAGACCAAACGUCGAAUGAGAAAAGAAGAUGAGGAGGAGGAUUAUUUAGAAGACAACACAGUCAAUCCUACAAAAUGUGGCUGCCCCUUUGCUCUCAAGAUGGCUGCCUGCCAGCUGUUGCUGGAAAUUACCACUUUCCUACGAGAGACCUUUCCCUGCUUACCACGGCCGCGCACUGAACCACUAGUGGAUCUGGACAGCUGCCGUCUACGCUUAGACCCAGAACUUGGCAGACAUCGCUAUGAGAGAAAAAUUAGCUUUGCUGGCAUCCUUGACGAUGAAGAUGGACAUGAUUCGCUCAACAGCAGCAGUCAUACCCUAAAGUCUGACACCACUUGUGAUGAUAAGAAAACCCAGGAGGCCCAAGACAAUAUCUCCCCCCUUCUCACAUCUCCAGUACCUAUCCGUAAGAUUCGAAUUGGAGGAUCUCGGCUGCUUCAGAUAAAAGGGGCUCGCAGUUUCCGUGUUAAAAAAGGUGGCUCCUUGUCCUCCAUACGCCGGGCUGGGAGCCUCAAGAGCACCAAGCUGUCCCGGCAGGACUCUGAAUCUGAGAAUGAAGAAGGGCUGCUGUCACAAACGCAUAGCAGAGACACUGUUACAGACAUAGGCAGUCCAUUCAGCAAUAGUGAGCCCAGCAUUGAACCAGAGGGCCAGGGUUCUGGAGGAGCAGAGGACAACUACCACCGCAACAUGUCCUGGCUCCAUAUUAUGAUCCUGCUAUGCAACCAGCAGAGUUUUAUCUGCACCCACAUAGACUUCUGCCACCCACGCUGCUACCAGCAUCACAGCCGUUCCUGCGCCCGUUUGGUCCGAGCCAUCAAACUUGUGUACGGCGAGACAGUGGACAGCCUGAGAGAGGAUAGUGGCUCCUCUGGUCACCCUGGAGGACGUUCUAAAAAGAACAAAGAGUGCUCGGACAAGUCUUGCCUGAGGACCCCAUCUAUGAAAAGGAGACCCACUGACUCCAACACAGAAGGGAAGAAGGAUACGGGGAUGCUCAAAUAUAUUCGCAAUCAGGUGACUUGCUAAAGUCUGCUCUAGACUUAAAUCUAUGACUAGAUAAAG
Molecule: messenger RNA, 5340 nt
Organism: Betta splendens (Siamese fighting fish)
Lineage: Eukaryota; Metazoa; Chordata; Actinopteri; Anabantiformes; Osphronemidae
Product: protein unc-80 homolog
Exons: 31
Coding region: 262-5304 (1680 amino acids)
Biological process (GO): monoatomic cation homeostasis
Cellular component (GO): axon; cation channel complex
Molecular function (GO): monoatomic cation channel activity
Source: RefSeq, a predicted model, not a curated record